AUGCGGGAAAUUGUUCAUAUUCAAGCCGGGCAAUGUGGCAAUCAAAUAGGAUCAAAGUUCUGGGAAGUUAUAAGUGAUGAACAUGGUAUAGAUCCAACUGGUAUGUAUCAUGGUGACAGUCAGCUACAAAUAGAUAGAAUCAAUGUUUACUUCAAUGAAGCAUCAGGGAACAAAUUUGUUCCAAGAGCUUUACUUGUUGAUCUGGAACCAGGUACAAUGGAUUCUGUCAGAUCAGGGCCAAUUGGAGCUUUAUUUCGACCAGACAAUUUCGUCUUUGGCCAAUCUGGUGCUGGAAAUAAUUGGGCGAAGGGACAUUACACUGAAGGCGCUGAGUUGAUUGAUGAAGUAUUGGAGGCAAUGAGGAGAGAAGCAGAGAAUUGUGACUGUUUACAAGGUUUUCAGAUGACCCAUUCCCUUGGUGGUGGAACUGGCUCUGGUAUGGGGACAUUAUUGAUGAGCAAGAUUCGCGAAGAGUAUCCGGAUCGUAUCAUGAACACAUUCUCAGUUAUGCCUUCACCAAAGGUAUCGGAUACUGUUGUGGAACCAUACAACGCUACCCUUGCUGUCCACCAACUUGUAGAGAACACCGAUGAAACGUUUUGUAUCGAUAACGAAGCCUUGUAUGAUAUCUGUUUCCGUACAUUGAAACUGACAACCCCGACUUAUGGAGACCUGAAUCAUUUAGUGUCCGCUACGAUGUCUGGAAUAACCACAUGCUUACGAUUUCCAGGACAACUUAACGCCGAUCUCCGUAAACUAGCUGUAAACAUGGUACCAUUUCCACGUCUUCAUUUCUUUAUGCCUGGUUUUGCCCCUCUGACAUCCCGAAAAUCUCAACAAUACAGAUCGUUAACAGUACCAGAGUUGACCCAGCAGAUAUUUGACGCAAGAAACAUGAUGACUGCAUGUGAUCCCCGCCAUGGAAAAUAUCUGACUAUUGCUACUGUUAUGAGAGGUCGAAUGUCAAUGAAAGAAGUAGAUGAACACAUGUUAAAGGUUCAAAAUAAAAACAGUACAUCUUUUGUUGAAUGGAUACCAAAUAAUGUUAAAAUUGCAGUAUGUGACAUUCCUCCAAAGGGCUUAAAAAUGUCCGCUACUUUUAUUGGUAAUAGUACCGCCAUUCAAGAAAUAUUCAAACGGAUCUCUGAACAAUUUACUGCAAUGUUCAAGCGAAAGGCUUUUCUUCAUUGGUAUACUGGUGAAGGUAUGGAUGAAAUGGAAUUUACUGAAGCUGAAUCUAAUAUGAAUGAUUUAGUAUCUGAGUACCAACAGUAUCAGGAUGCUGAUGUUGGUGAAGAUGAGGAGGAAGAGGAGAAUUGAAGAAUGAACCAUGAUGCUCAAUAUAAAUUAUGAUGCUUAGCUGCUCAAAUGUGUUUUCAGCUGAAAAGUUGCGUGUGUGCCUUUUGUCGUAGUAUAUGUUAUAGCGUACAGUCGCUUGUUCGCGGUACUUAAACAAGAAAGAUAAAACUAGGCCAAAAUAACAUUAUUGUUAAGAAAAUUUGAUUUACAUCAUGGGCUCCUCCCCCAAGUCCAUGCAAUGAUGAUGUUUCUGUCACCACCAAAUAAGUGUGUAAGAGCGUCAUUAUGGUCUGUAUCAAUAAUAAUUGAUGCAGAUGACACUCUGUAAAAGGGUGAUUUUUUCGCUUAAGUUGCUUGCUUUACAUGAUAUGGCUCAAGUCAGAAUUACAAUCCAAAAUAUGGUCCUUAAAAACAAUAACAAACAAAAAACGUACCGCACUAGAGUAGAAUGUCGCAGAUAAUUAUCAGCAUUCUCACAUGAAGUUAUUUCCCGAAUGAUGACAUUAUGGCUGUAGCAGCAAGUGAGAUUGUUAAUAGUGGCCUGGAAAUGAUGAAACUGAGAGACGGAUUUUUAAUUCUAAAAGGUAACAAGAAUAGCUUAAAUUAAGCACUAUAAGCUUGUAAAGAAAGUAGUUUACUAUGUUCUUUUCAUGUUUAUGGUGUUGUCACAGAAUGUUUUUAGAGACUGUCAGUAUGUCGGUGUUGAAGUAAAGUUUCUACCAGUU
Molecule: messenger RNA, 2024 nt
Organism: Lottia gigantea (owl limpet)
Lineage: Eukaryota; Metazoa; Mollusca; Gastropoda; Lottiidae
Exons: 4
Coding region: 1-1320 (439 amino acids)
Biological process (GO): microtubule cytoskeleton organization; mitotic cell cycle
Cellular component (GO): cytoplasm; microtubule
Molecular function (GO): structural constituent of cytoskeleton; GTP binding; GTPase activity
Source: RefSeq, a predicted model, not a curated record